AUGCCUCCUCUGAGCCUUGAGAAGACACUCUACCUCUUCUACCAUAUCGUACUGCCUCCGAAGUUGCCCCAAGAGAGCGAUUGGAAAGCAGAGUAUGAAGACGCCCUGCUUAACACGACAGUAGAAGCCCUCCAGACGUUCGGCGAGACUGUGCAAAACGAACAACCAGAAGUAGCCAGGUAUGUACAUGGAUCUCACUGUAUUCCAGCAAUCUUUGUCGAAAGUAUUCAAAUGGAUUUCAACCAAACUUCAUGUCCAGCAUUUACUCAGUAUAUGCCUUGGAAAGUACCUUCACAAGAUCUGAGUCCUCAAUCAUCUUCAAUCAACAACUUGCGUCCCAUUCGCAAUAAAUCCGGAUUCGUCAGCGACUCCCAACUCGCAAAGUUGCUCCAUGGCCUGGCCUCCAGUAAGACGUCUGUGACUGUCCCCAUCGAGAUAAAGGCGCAAAACGCGGCGGUAAUCAUCAGCAAACAGAAAGCCGGUACCCAUGUCCUCUUCGAGGUUUUCGAACUAUCACCACCGAACGAGACUGUGAUGCAAACCAAAGGUCGACUCAAGCGCUCUUUUCCGACGUUUGCUUGCCAUAUUCCACUCCAACAGUUCCAGGAAAAAGGUCUGAUCAAAGCACUAGCGGAAACAAUUGGUAGAAUGAGCUGGGAAGAAGCGCCAGGCUUCCAGCCUCAGAUCCGCAAGAACAAGAGCGACCACAAUGAAAUUCGCGACACCACGCACCCAGGCAUGAUCACUGAUUUCCUCAUGCACUUUCUCUCAGUCGUUGGCCAGCCGAUUGAGGUACAGGGUGUUUGGAAGAACACUCGCGAAGAUGUUCUACUGAACCGGGACUUGCUGCCGUGGAGAAGAUCUUCCUUGUGGCUUCUUGUUCGCAUAACCAUGCAGCUUCAGCUCGCUCGCACGUCAUCUGGAAAUUUGUACAAGGCUAUUAUGGUUACUCUGUUGGUGAGGCUUCUCGAAAGUAUGAUGGCGCAUUAUGAGUCAACAGAUUCUGACCUGUUGUACAUCAUUUCUGCCAAGCUGACCGGCCGGCUUCAGAAGCUGAGGAAGCUGAUUCCCGGAAGCUCCUUCGAUCUCUACACCAAGUCUGCCCAGACGCUUCUAGAAGAGGCACGAUUACGGAUGACGGCCAGGAUCGACCGCCUUAUGAACAGCGUGGACAACGACAUCGACAUGGCAGUACUUACCAAUCUCCAGCCCCGGAACGAGCUUGAUAUUCAUCUCCCACAAAUAGAUGAGUUCAUUGCGAAGAUAUUUCGUAGGGCACGCCAAUCCGACGUAUCAGAUUUUCAACCUAGUUCAAAAUGUCUGGUAUAUCUGCAGCAUGAACUGCCCACCAACUUCAGGGGCGCAGGAGAAUACACGUACUUUUACUUGGCGACAGUUGAGAAAUGGGUCGAGGAUCACCUUUCUUCUUGGGUUGAGCGACGCAUCUCCGAUGAUACAACAUGUGAACAGCUACAGCGGCUUCUCAAAGAGUACUUCCAACAGGCGAGUUCGGCAUACAGCGCCGCAAGCGAUAUGCCAAGGAGUCUAUCUAUCAUGUACCUUACCGUCAUGGAAUUGUGGAUUGCAUGUGACAAGUGCGCCUGUAACAUGUAUCCGUUGUUACGCGACUUCAACCCAGAAGUGGAGUUAUCCUCUUUCCACUCACUUUCCUUGCCUUUCAAGAGUCAGUUAGAGCGGCUGCUCGACGCUGAGGCUUACGUGGAACGUCGCCGGAAUGAUGCGAGGGCCGGUUCUCCGUCGCUCUACCGCAAGUUUGGCCAUCCAUCCUCCUUCGCAGUCAGGUUUUUUGAUGGAUCUUCAGAACAUCAUACGUUGCUUUCAAACCUCGAGCAGCGCGCAACGAAGGCACGUCAAGAAAAAUGUCUCGAGCUGGCUCAAAAGAAGCAACAGUAUCACGAACUUAUAGCUGCGUCUGAAAACCGUGACUGCGACUACUGGGAAGUUUGGGACGAGUACCACGGAUCAAGCAGCACUGAACAUGCACCUGGGUGCAAGAAAUGCAGUCUGCUGUCUCAAGCCGAACAACUCCAAAUUCAUGUUCAUGAAUGGCCAUUCAAUUCAAAUGAAGCGAUCGCAAAAGCAACGGUUUUCGAAUUACAAAUCCCAAAGGCCUACAGUCACUGGCGCGAUGCGACGAUGUUCUUACAGGUGGAAGUGUUAGGCUUCGUUCACAACGAGCCCACAGAACCAAGAGCGAAAUACGAACUUAACAGACAAGAUGGGUUGAGCAGCCUUUGGGACUCGCCGUCCGAUCGGCGUAUCAACCUUGUUUCUGAGGUCAAACCGCUCACGGGGAGCCACUACCGCAUCAAGAAAGACAUUGCCUUCUUACAGGAGAGCGACGUUUGUGUUGAAAAUGCACUCCGAUACCGAUACUUCGACAGCUCGCACAACACCUUUAUUAACAUCCUGAACUCCACUCAACAGGUAUCGGAAAGGUGCACAUACAAACUUCCGGUUCGUUCAUCGCAACUCCAAGCUUACUUACGAACACCCGUCACUCCGAACGACAUAACUCCAAAUCAGGUGAUUGCACGUUUGUCAGAUUGCCCCCCGCACUUCUCUUUGGACGAAUACAAAGCCUUCGCAUCAAUUCCGAUUGGGUAUGGAAUCCAAUACCAGAACAUUCUCGUGCAACUUGCGAUGCCAACUGUAGACUUGAACAAGAUCGAGACUCAGUGCUUGCUUUUGCAGACGAUACACCGCGCAGGCCCACCCAGGGCCAUAGGCAACACUAUUCCAGAGCGUGCUGCCCACGAGAUCCUUACCGGCGAGGCGUUCUGCCGGGCCCUUACGAACAAGAUCGAGGCCGCCCUGAGGCGCAUAAGCGAAAACUGGGAGACUUGGAGAGCUGUCGCAACUCUUGUGCAGAUAACGUUGCGGAUACUCAGCAUCAAUGCCUCCAAUAGAAUCGCUUCAAGAUGCAUAGAGCUGCUUGAAGAGGCUCGUCUGAUAUCGCUGAAUUGGUUGACUCGCCUCAAAAAAAGGCUCCCUACAGUGAUAGACGACUCGCAACGAAAAGAGCUCUCUGCUAGGCUUACCGAGAUUGGCCUCCUGUGUACGAGUACAUUCGACACUGAUGGGAAAUUUCUAGAAGAUAUGCUUUGUUCCCGCUCUUCCACAGUUUCAGUAUUGCUCCAGGCUUCAAUCGUGGUACAGGAGAACAAAGAUGUCACGUCUUCGGAGCACAUGUACCUUCAUCGCGCUAUGCUGCAGUCAUGGAAAUUAUUGCUUCAUCGAGCGUUGCCAGUGCUUGCUAGAAAUGUAUCUUCUGACAAUGUACAAGACGAUCUGAGCCAGGCCGUCGCGGCAUCGUGGGCAACCUUCCGCCCUACGAGUCGCUGGAGCGUACUUGAAAAGCCUCGGAAUCACUGGGUAUACGUCAAAUGCGGUGUACAAGCUGUCCAUCUCAACCUCCUUACAGCUGAGCUACUUGUGAAUGGUCGACCACUGUCUCGGCUCCCGGCGCAAUACACACAACAUCACCAGUAUGCUUCACUUUUCGAUAAGCUGCCGAUCGAGGUGACGUCUACCGAUGAGCCAGGCAUGGAAUUCUCUGCAAUGCACCCUUUUCACCCCGAUUGGUGUUACAAUCUCCACUUCGGAAUGGAAGGCUCAGAUAUGCUUGUCCUAGCUGCUCGAGAUGGAACGAAGUUUGAUGUUGUACCCUCCCGUGUAUUCAAGGGCCAACUUCCUGCGAUGUUUGUUGAUGACUACUUCCACUGGUAUGACCAUAAUACUGAAGAAGUCGAGUUUCGCCCCUUGGAUGAUCCCUGGGCUUCUACGAGUGGGCUGUGGCGUUUGAAGAGAUAUGGAGCUAAUUGGCGCCUCGAGAGCGGAGAUAGGUGUCUGAUUGGCCCAUCAAGCAGCACUGGCAGGACAAUAUCGAACAUCUUGUCGCCUUUGGAGCUUCAAUCGUACACCCAUAUCAUCUUUGAAAGCUCUUCUGUCAUCUGUGUAGAGCUUCCCCGACGACGACUAGGCUUCCGUUAUGUGCCCGGAGAUUCGAGGAUUUACUCCCAUCAGUACAAGGGGAUGGUCAUCGAUACAGAUCAGCGCAUUGGAACCUUGUCUGGACUGGCCACUAUACUCAUUCUCAAAUACGAGCAGGGGGUCGAAAAUCGCUUGGCUCUCAUACCAGAAGGUGAUGUGACAUAUUCGACCACGAAAAUGGGCCAUGUCUCCGUUUCGGUCAACUUAGACACGGCCCGGACGACCCACGCGUAUCAGGUAGACGAGAUACUAGGCCGGAUGAUAGACAACGGAAGUCUGCAGAGCAAGCUCUUCCUAUGCUAUCUCCAUGCGCUUACUUCUCAUUGCCUCCCAGACACGCUGACCGGCCAUACCGGGACUGAAGCUGCAUUGUCGAUCUUACGGUCAGGGGCAGCAGCGUCCUUUGAUGUGCUUACCGCGGCCAACAUUGCCCUUCUCAAGGCUAUUGCUCAAUUGACGCCAGCACGGAAGUUCUACCCUCAUGAUAAAGAGGUCAUGCAAGAGGUCCAUUGGGACCAAAACCUGCCGUCCAUGUCCCAGCACCCCGACUUCCUUACGGCGGUACACGAACUGUUCUCCAUAUCGAGCAAGACGAAGCUACUACAUCCCAAUGAUACCUAUGUUGACUCUCCAAAGCUGGAUUUUGUGAAUCUCCAUCUACUCAAGAGAGAUAUGAUAAGAACAUCAAAGUUUCGCGUCGAUGGCUUUGGCGCAGAACAUUACACCCAUGACUUCGAUCAACGCUACAAAGUCAGAGCUAAGGUUGUCGACUCGCAACGGGGACCGCGUAGUUCUAUUGCUGCUGGACUGAUUUUUUGCAACCAGGCUACUCUGCACUCUUCCGUUUCCGCACAUAGCCUCCAAAACUCCCUUCGAACGGUCCAUCUGCAUAAUGCCACAGUCCAAGGUCUCAAUACACGAUUGGAUCCGCGCACACUGCGUUAUGAUGCUUCGUGGCUCGAGAAGCCAUCUUCCUUCCUCCCUGACAUGUGGUGCAACCUGCACUUAAUGCUUUCAACAACGCCCGAUCGUCUCAACAAAUUCGAUCUUAUGAUAUGGCUGUCAACCGCCGCAUUUGCGGAAUCUGCAGAUAUGGACGUCAUUCAAGCCUUGGCCGCAUUCUACAAUUGUCGUGACCUAGCAUCAAUCGAGAUUCCUUCGGCCCCUAGCUUUAAUUUGGCAAAAGGGGAUUAUCCUACUUUAUCCGCGGUUCAGGACCUCGUGCGGAUUUAUCAACCUUACGAAGCUUGCCCUGAGUCUGAUCUACCACGGCUGCCCGGGGAGCCGAAUGGGCAACGGAACAAGAGAAGGAGAAAAGCUUUUGAGACGAAUCGGGGCAAGGCCGCUAGGACCUUCGCAAGCGCACUUUAUGGCCAGUGGCCCUGUGAGGUACCGACAACACCACGCACGGAGUUUGCGGAGACGUACCUGGAUACCGGGAAGGCUAUGCCUCGGGUUCGUCGUAUGUUCAAAAGCUGGUACGAUAAUCGUUGCUUUUAUCAGUAUCUUCAGAACGUCUCGGAUACACUAGCACGACAGAUCGUCGACUGCGUGGGGACCAAAGACAUUCACGUCGUCGACGUUCAGGAACAUUCUGGAGAAAUCAAUGAGUUCUCUUUCUACGGCAUUAAAGACGUUUUCAAAUUAGAAGCUACCGACUCGUGCUUGCCGAUGUCGCCGCCACCGCUCCAGAUACCCACAGAGGAGCAAACCAUGGACGAAGGUAGCCAUCAAGCCAGAACGCGGCUCAUGUCGCUAUUCCAAAAGCUCAGAGUUAAUGCAAAGUCUUCCCGCGAGAAGGAAUACAUCUCAGAGCUAGAUAGAAGUUGCAAAUCACUUGCACUUCAGGAAACAAGGUUCCAAAUCAGUGCGGAUAUAUCGAAACGCGACCUCCUCGUGCUCCUAGAGAGAUACCUAGAGGAUCGCCGGCGAUUAUUCGAUGAUAUGACCUCCCUCCUACAAAGAUUCGUUCAAUCAGGCGACGAGUUUGCGGCUAAAAUAUGCCAGUCGCCUCGCAUCUGCCCAAUUUUCUGGCUUCGUCAAUUAAACAGAGAUUGCUUCGAUAUGCUGACUGAGAACUGGAAACAAGUAGUCAUUAGAUACGGUCUUGCCGUGACGGAGCUUCAUCGCGCCCGGAGACUUCUGGCACUCUCUUCUCAUCCACAAGAGUUUGCAGAAGAGUUGCGCAAUCGCGGGCAUCAAAAUUGGGACCCAAUGGAGUUUCCUGAAACCUUGCUGCUAGAAGCUGAGAGUGGUCUAUUGGUCCGCGAGGUGCAGGAAGAAAUCGCGAAACAAAUGAGAUGUCCACCAAACUAUGCAAACUCCGUUAUGCAGCUCAAUAUGGGAGAGGGAAAAUCCUCCGUCAUCGUUCAGAUCAUUGCGGCAUUCCUGGCUCAGGGCGACUUAGUCAUUGUUGCAAAGUCGCAGUCACGACAGAUGUUUCAAAUGCUGGUCUCGAAGCUAGGGGGACUGCUCAACAGGCGAAUCUAUCAUAUGCCAUUUUCCAGGGCCCUGAAACUCAGCUCCUCGGAAGCUGAUGCUAUUGGUGAGAUUUACCAAGAAUGCAGGGCUAAUCGCGGCAUUCUGCUCGUCCAAACUGAGCAUAUCUUGUCCUUCAAGCUUAUGGGCAUCGAAUGCCUUCUCAAUGGACAGGCUGACGUAGGAAAGUCACUGCUGCGAACUCAGCGUUUCUUUGACACAUAUUCCCGAGACAUUGUCGAUGAGAGUGAUGAGAAUUUCAGUGUCAAAUUUGAGCUGGUUUACACAAUGGAUGUUUCCCUCUUCGAUCGAGUUCGACAACCGGGUGUCAGGAUAUCCGCGUACGCGUAUCUCCGUGGCGAUGCAGAAGAGAAGCUACUAGACCUGAUCUCCGAACACAUAUGUGAGGUCGGCAUCUCGGGUCUUCUUUCCAUAGCGCGGCAGCCUCCCGAGAUAAGGCAGACCAUCCUACGCUACAUCCGCCAAUCCACUCUCGCUCAAGCGGAUGUUGACGAAGUUGAAACGGGGCCUUUCUUCACAGAAGGUAACAAAGUGCCACUACUCCUCCUGCGAGGUCUCAUUGCGGGCGGGGUACUUAGCUUUACUCUCAAGUCCAAGCGAUGGAGGGUAAAUUAUGGCCUCGACCCCAGCCGUAAACCGAAAACACAGUUAGCUGUGCCAUAUCGCUCCAAAGACAGUCCCUCUCCCCGGUCCGAAUUCAGUCACCCGGAUGUGGUAAUUACUCUCACAUCACUCACCUAUUACUAUGGCGGUCUGAAUGAUCAGGAUCUCUUUGACACAUUUGCACACCUGGAGAAGUCCGAUCAAUCAGACGUUGAAUAUGAAAUCUGGGUCCGCUCAGCAGGAGCUCUUCCUGAGGCCUUCCAGCAUCUCACUGGAAUCAAUAUCAAAGACCGCCAUCAGUGCACGACUGAGAUCUUCCCAUUGCUUCGAUAUUCGAAAGGUGCUAUCGACUACUUUCUCUCUCAUAUCGUUUUCCCUAAAGCGAUGAAGGAAUUCCCAUCCAAGCUCUCGGCCUCCGGCUGGGACCUUGGUGCCAUCAAAUCCCAUCCCACGACUGGUUUCAGUGGCACGAACGACUCACGUCAGGUACUUCCGCUCAGCGUCCGUUAUCUUGACUCGGAAAAGCAGAACCACACCAAUGCGCUGGUGUUGGCUUAUCUUUUGCAAGACGAGAACUCCGUCAAACUACUACCGCCGCAGACAGAUGCAGAACGUCUGUUGAAGAUAGUCGACACGAUGGAACUGCCCAAUCGGGUUAUCCUUGAUGCUGGUGCACAAAUAUUGGAGCUCAGUAACCUCCAGGUGGCAGAAACGUGGCUUCGCAUAAGCAAUACAACCGUCACCAAGGCAAAAGCAGUAAUAUUUUUCAACGAUAACGAAGAACUCUCGGUACUUGAUCACAACAACUGCGUCGAGUUGCUGCAAACAUCGCCAUUUUCGAAGCAUCUGGAUGAAUGCCUUGUGUAUCUCGACCAGGCCCACACCCGGGGAACGGAUUUGAAGUUGCCUACGGAUUACCGAGCUGCUGUAACUUUAGGCGCAAAUUUGACCAAAGACACGCUAGUGCAAGCAUGCAUGCGAAUGCGAAAGCUAGGAAAGGGCCAGUCGGUCGUCUUUUGCAUCCCGGAAGAAAUCCAGACGAAGAUUUUGGAGUGCACCUCAAAGUCGUACAGUACAGAGAUAGAAGUCUCCGAUCUUCUAGCUUGGGCCAUCACAGAGACGUGGGCAGACAUGCGUCGGAAUAUGUCUUUGUGGGCUACUCAGGGUCGCCGCUACGAGGUCCACAAGGAUUACCUGAAUGGAGAGGAAACGACUAUAGAGCAGGCGAAGAAGUUUCUUGAGCCGGAAGCUCAAAGCCUUGAAGAUCGCUAUCGACCUCGUCUGCGCAGUCGAUUUGAUGAGAUGAAGGACUGGGACACCACCAACAGUGCCAUCCAGGAGAUCCUGAAGCGGUAUCGCGCCUUUGAGGCAGUAUCUCUAGAUGCAGCCACGCUUCAAGAAGAGCAAGAGAGAGAGCUCUCUCCAGAGAUCGAGGAAGAGCGACAGGUUCAGAGACCUGCACCGAUGGAAGCUGAGAAGCACAAACUAUAUCCCGACCUUGUCAAGCUGGUGAACACGGGCAUACUCUCGGCAAAAUCACCCGCAUUCAUACCCGCGUUUCAGGCUCUGAAGUCGACGAGUGCUGCAACGCAUUUCGACCUUGCACAAUUCCCAAAUGGCCUCCUCGUGACAGCGGACUUCAUGCGCACCGUCAAACGCCCAAGGGGGGUCAUGUCAGAUUCCUAUGUCUCGGACUCAUAUCUCAGACCUGUGCAAUGGAUUCUCUCAGUUGUGACGGAAGAUGAGCCCUCCGCUAAUCCAUGUCUGAUCAUCCUCAGCCCCUUCGAAGCUGAACAACUCGUUUCGAGAAUAAAAAAGUCGGACCUGGUGACGCUGCAUCUUUACUCGCCGCGUCACACUCAGAGCUAUAACCCCCUCGACACACUUGACCUGUAUUGCGUCGGCCGUCAGUUCUCAGCAAACACCCCAAGCCUCCUCCGAAGUCAGAUCGCCCAGCUCAAUCUCUUCGCUGGCCAACUUUACUUCAAAUCUCACACAGAGUACGUUGAGUUAUGUAGAUACUUGGGUCUAGCGUGGGAAGCCCCCAAGGAGGGAGAAGAACUGCAGGUCGAUGGGUUCAUCGUACCACUUGCUGGUGUUUGGGGCUUAAACAAGAGUCCGGUAAGGUUCUUGAGGGAUUACGUGAAGACGAGACGAGAAGGUGAGGGUCUGGAGAAGACGCACUUGGGUAAAGUGCUUGAGGGUGGUUUGUUGGAGAAGCGCGAAAUUGAUAGUGAGUAG
Pyrenophora tritici-repentis Pt-1C-BFP is the source of this 9357-nucleotide messenger RNA. Lineage: Eukaryota; Fungi; Ascomycota; Dothideomycetes; Pleosporales; Pleosporaceae. The record is from RefSeq and is a predicted model, not a curated record.